Opisthocomus hoazin is the source of this 760-nucleotide messenger RNA. The record is from RefSeq and is a predicted model, not a curated record. NCBI's taxonomy places the organism in Eukaryota, Metazoa, Chordata, Aves, Opisthocomiformes, Opisthocomidae.
AUGUCCGUGCUGUCUGCCCCACUCUUCUUCCAGGUGCGCAAUGGUCACAUCAAGCGAAUCACCGACAACGACAUUCAGUCGCUGGUGCUGGAGAUUGAAGGAACUAAUGUCAGUACCACCUACAUCACGUGCCCUGCUGACCCAAAGAAGACCCUGGGCAUCAAACUACCUUUCCUAGUGAUGAUCAUCAAGAACCUGAAGAAAUACUUCACGUUUGAAGUGCAGGUGCUGGAUGAUAAGAACGUCCGCCGGCGUUUCCGGGCGAGUAACUACCAGAGCACGACUCGGGUGAAGCCCUUCAUCUGCACCAUGCCCAUGCGGCUGGACGACGGCUGGAACCAAAUCCAGUUCAACUUGUCGGAUUUCACACGCCGGGCUUACGGGACAAAUUACAUCGAGACGCUGAGAGUUCAGAUCCACGCCAACUGUCGCAUCCGACGGGUCUACUUCUCUGACCGGCUCUACUCGGAAGACGAGCUCCCAGCUGAGUUCAAGCUGUAUCUGCCUGUGCAGAACAAGGCCAAGCAAUAACACCACGUUGGGAAGAGAUGUGAGUAAUGUUUGUGGUCAGUAGGAAAACAAAAUCAGGUGGAAGAGAAGGCCCUGCUGAGACCAAGUUUUAGAUCAACUCACCUUGCCUAGGGUAACUUCGAUUCAUCUGCUAUCCCUCUUCUGGACAGGACACAAUUAACCAUGUAACAGGUCUGGGACUGUGUUGUUGGCGUGCGAGUUGUACAGAAUCAGAGUUUUCCUAGCUGUU